AUGUCUGGCGCUGAGGUCAUCGGUCUAAUAUCAGCUAUAAUUUCAAUUGUUGAGGCUACCAUUCAAGUCAGCAACGCCAUCAAAGAUGAGGCUGGCCUACCCCCAAACUUCAAGGCUUCCGCAACAAAGCUUCCACUAAUCACAAAGCUUCUCGAUGAUGCAGAGAGAUAUGUCAAAGGGUCGAACGAAGAGUCUAUCGCCUCUACCUUCAAACCAAUUUUAACAGAUUGCGAAGAGAAAGCCAAGCAGUUGCAGCAACUCUUCGACAAAGUAGUCCCAGCAGAGGGCGACUCGCGAAUGCAAUGCUACCUUAAAGCUGCUCGAACGAUUGGCAAAGGUGGUCGGGUGGAGACUUUGAUGGCUGGUCUCCUUGAUAGCGUGCGGCUGAUGGCGACCAACUUUCCGGACACAUUCACACCGAGGGGACAAGAGAGUUUGGCAAAGGCGAUUGGCGAGGUGGCUGAGAUGGAGCCAUCCUUGCCUAAUGACUUUGACACCAAAUCCUCCUUUGUUCAGCACGGGAAUGGGGUGCAGAACAACAAUUUUGGCAAUGAUAAUAGCAAUAUAUCGGGCAGUCAAAACCAUGGCUCGGGUACAAUGUUUGUUGGUCAUAAUAUUGUUGUCAAUCAUCCUGCAGAAGGGAAGAUCCAAACUAGUUUGGCUGCCUUGAUGUGUGAUUCAAGUCGGUGGGGCAACAAUUUCGACAUUACUUUUAGUAUGUCUGAAGUGCCCAGGAUCCGGAGCUUUGUAGCACGAGAAAAAGAAAUUGAAGAAAUGCAUCAGUCGCUCAGCUCUGGUACUGGCCGUCGCGUAGUCGUCCUCCAAGGACUUGGUGGCAUUGGCAAGACACAAAUUGCUGCAACAUACGUCGAGCGAUUUCAACAAGACUUUUCUGCCAUAUUUUGGAUUAAUAUGAGCGACGAAGUGUCUAUUCAUCAAAGCUUCGUUACAAUGAUGGAACGGAUCUUAAGCCAGCAUCCUGUUGGGGGCGGGAUCAACGCACUAAAUCGACAGAAAAGCAACGACGAGGUCAUUGAAGCUGUCAAAGUCUGGAUGAGCUUACCACACAACACAAAGUGGCUCCUUGUGUGUGAUAACUAUGACAAUCCAAAUUUCAGCAACAUUACCAAGCAUGGGGUAAACAUCAAUCAUUAUCUUCCCAUAGCAUUUCAAGGCUCUAUUAUUAUCACGACUCGAACAUCAUUUGUUGAUAUCGGACACCAAAUUCCCAUAAGAAAACUCGAAUCAAUCGACGACAGCCUUAUGAUCCUAGCGGCGAAUUCGCAUCGGCACCACUUGCAUGAUGAUAUAGAUGCAAAGCGCCUUGUUAAAAAGCUUGAUGGGCUACCACUUGCAAUUGCUUUGGCUGGACGGUAUUUGGAGCGCUCUUCAAUGAGCCUCGCUGACUACCUUCAAUUCUAUAAGACGUCAUGGGCAAGUCUCCAAGCAAACACUCCAAGCUUGGGAUCUUACGCGGAUCGCACGCUAUGCACGACGUGGCAAAUUUCUUACGAGCAUGUUCAACAGCACAAUAGUCUUGCUGCGCAUUUACUUCGAUGGUGGGCGUUCUUUCACAGGGAAGACUUGUGGUUCGAACUCGUCCAACACGCCUCACGCGAGGGGCCAGAGUGGGCACAUGAUCUUACCAAUAGGCUACACUUUGAUGCCGCUAUGGGCAAGUUAUAUGAUUAUGGAUUUGUUGAACCACAUCCUUCCAGCAACGGUGUAGGCGAGUCGAGGGGUUACACCAUUCAUGGCUGCCUACAUUCGUGGAUAAGUCAUGUAUUACACGACAAAGAGGAGAAGGAUAUAUCUACGCUCGCCUUUACAUGUAUUGCGUCACAUGUUCCUACCAGUGAGGAUGACAAGUACUGGGUGCAUCAACGACGUCUUAUAUCUCAUGCAAUAGCUUGUUCCAACUCAAUCCAGAAUAGCUGCGAAGAUUUAAGCUGGGCCUUUUACAAAGUUGGAGGUCUUUUCAAGGAUCAAGACAAACUGAAUGAUGCCGAGAAGAUGUAUGUCCAAGCUCUAGUAGGGUAUGAGAAAGCAUUAGGUCCAGAUCAUACGUCAACAUUAGACAUUGUCAACAAUCUAGGGAAUCUUUACAACUCUCAAGGCAAGAUACAUGAUGCCGAGAAGAUGUAUCUACGAGCACUUGCAGGGUAUGAGAAAGCAUGGGGUCCAGAUCAUACAUCAACGUUGAAUACUGUCAACAAUCUAGGUCUUCUUUAUACAGAUCAAGGCAAGAUACAUGAUGCCGAGAAGAUGUAUCUACGAGCACUUGCAGGGUAUGAGAAAGUAUGGGGCCCAGAUCAUACAUCAACGUUGAAUACUGUCAACAAUCUAGGGAAUCUUUACAAAGCUGAAGGCAAGACGAACGACGCCGAGAAGAUGUAUCUAAGAGCACUCAAAGGGUAUGAGAAAGCCAUUGGCCAAUAUGAUAUUGCUACAUAUCGACCGGCAAUUAAUACCAUCUUGAACCUAGGCAUCUUACGACAUGAGCAAGGAAUGCUCCUUGAUGCUAAAGACCAUUAUCAGCGCGGGUACGAUGGCCUUUUCGCACUGCUUGGGCCGGCUCAUGCAGAUUCUUGCUUAGCCCUCAAGAGACUUGUGGAAGUGGAUGAUGCGAUUGCUAGAACCUCAAGUAUUAAGCAGACAGACUAG
This is a messenger RNA of [Torrubiella] hemipterigena, 2664 nucleotides long. The record is from the annotation of a GenBank genome assembly. NCBI's taxonomy places the organism in Eukaryota, Fungi, Ascomycota, Sordariomycetes, Hypocreales, Clavicipitaceae.